Musca vetustissima is the source of this 1689-nucleotide messenger RNA. It is a transcript of the gene cry, whose product is annotated as cryptochrome-1. The record is from RefSeq and is a predicted model, not a curated record. Gene Ontology annotation, molecular function: FAD binding; DNA binding. The transcript is spliced from 5 exons. Lineage: Eukaryota; Metazoa; Arthropoda; Insecta; Diptera; Muscidae. Gene Ontology annotation, biological process: entrainment of circadian clock by photoperiod; circadian regulation of gene expression. The coding region runs from base 7 to 1638 and encodes 543 amino acids. Gene Ontology annotation, cellular component: nucleus; cytoplasm.
UUUGGAAUGUCGGUGAAUAUCCAUUGGUUCCGCCAUGGCCUACGUUUGCACGAUAAUCCCGCUCUACUAGAAGCAAUUUCGGAUAAAAGCAGAGGCAUUAAAUUGCUGCCGGUCUUCAUCUUUGAUGGCGAAAGUGCGGGUACCAAAUGUGUCGGCUAUAAUCGUUUUAAAUUCCUUUUGGAUUCCCUCAAAGAUCUCGAUGAUCAAUUUCGUGCCAUAAGUGGCGGUAAUGGUGGCCGCCUCUAUCUCUUCCAAGGAAAUCCUGUACAAAUAUUUCGAAGUCUUCAUGAACAAUUUGGUAUCCAUAAGCUGUGUUUCGAACAGGAUUGUGAACCUAUUUGGAAUGAAAGAGAUAACUCGGUAAAGACUCUGUGCCAUGAAUUGGGUAUCGAGGCAGUGGAGAAAAUAUCCCACACCUUGUGGGAUCCUCAGACAGUCAUUGAUACCAAUGGCGGUAUUCCACCGUUGACAUAUCAAAUGUUUUUGCACACCGUUCAGGUUAUAGGCCUCCCGCCAAGACCAGCUGAUGAUCCUGACUGGACAAAUGUCGAAUUCAUACAAAUUGAUGAAGAUCUCAUUAAGGAAUUUAGAGGAUUCUUAGAGUUCCCAACACCCGAACAAUUUAACAUUUUCCCUGAAAAACUUAGCUACCUGGCCAAAACCAAAUGGAUAGGUGGUGAAACCCAAGCUCUACUGCAUUUACGGGAACGUCUGAAUGUCGAAGAAAAUGCUUUUCGCUGUGGCCGUUAUCUACCCAAUCAAGCCAGUCCGAACAUACUCGAAUCUCCCAAAUCGAUGAGUGCCCAUUUGCGUUUCGGUUGCCUAUCGGUAAGGAAAUUCUAUUGGGAUGUCCAUGAUCUGUUUCGCACGGUCCAGUUGCAGGCUGAGGGUUUUGGUAUGCAAAUGUUUGGUGGGGCACAUAUCACCGGGCAACUUAUUUGGCGCGAAUAUUUCUAUACAAUGUCGGUGAAUAAUCCUUAUUAUGAUCGGAUGGAGGGUAAUGCCAUUUGCCUGACCAUACCAUGGGCACCCACCAAUAUUGAACAAUUAAAACGUUGGACAGAGGGUCAGACGGGAUUUCCCUUAAUUGAUGCGGCAAUGCGUCAGUUGUUGGCAGAAGGGUGGCUACAUCACACACUACGUAACACUGUAGCCACAUUUCUGACUCGUGGUGGCCUAUGGCAAAAUUGGGAACAUGGUUUAAGGUAUUUCCUGAAGCAUCUCCUCGAUGCUGAUUGGUCAGUGUGUGCCGGUAACUGGAUGUGGGUUAGUUCAUCGGCAUUUGAACGCCUACUCGAUUCUUCGUUGGUCACCUGCCCCGUGGCCCUGGCUAAACGUCUAGAUCCUUUGGGUACAUAUAUCAAGCAAUAUGUACCCGAAUUGUCCAAAGUUCCACAGCUGUUUAUUCACGAACCCUGGCGCAUGGGAUUGGAGGAACAAGAAAAAUCCGAAUGCCUAAUUGGUGUCCAUUAUCCCAGUCCCAUGAUCGAUUUGUCUUUGGCAACCGAACGCAACAUGAAAGCUAUGCGUGAUUUGCGUAUGUCCUUGACAUCUGCUGGGGCACCGGAUAAAACUCCACCCCAUUGCCGGCCAUCGAAUGAGGAAGAAGUUCGUCAUUUCUUUUGGUUAGCUGAUUAAAAAAAAACUAUAGAUGGAUUAUCAUAUUUAUAUAACGAAUUUAUCUCAUGU